ACAUCCAUCAGACACCUUCGGUUCGAUUUGCGUGGUCUCGUCAUCGGUUUUCGCAAUUUGCGGCACGUUAAGUAGCGGCAUUAGUAAAAUAUUAUUUAGGGAGCUAUCUAUCUAUUGUGCAUUUAUCGCUGUUUAGAUGAUAGUAAACUGGAUUGUGGAGCAACAUGUUUAAAAUUUUCGUGUUUUUACCAGUGUUUGCCGCUUGCAUAUUCCUUGCUCAGUCGGCCAUUGAUGUGGAGAUUGAAAAUAAAAAUGUUGACCGCACUAUCGAUCUCACUUCGCAACUAGUGAAAAUUUCUUACAAAAUUACACUGGAACACAAGUCAAAGAAACCGAUCAACAAUUACCUGUUUACGGUUCAAAAUGAAGAAAGGAACCUACUUGCUUUUAUUUCGGCAAAAGAUUCCUCAAAGAAAGAACUGAAACUUACCGAAACGGCCUCACCAAAAGGCGUAAUCUUUUCAAUGAAUCUCCCAAGCAGUUCUUCAAAUCCAGUUGUAUACAUUGACACAGUGUUCAGCAAGUCGCUACGUCCUUACCCGACUUCAAUCACUCAAACUGAACGACAGCUGGUACAAUAUUUCGGCAAUGUAUAUUUCUAUUCACCCUUCAAAACAGUUACCCAAAAAACGACGAUUCAUUUGAGUUCGCGAAAUGUAGAAAGCUAUACCCAAAUCAAACCAGCGGUUCAUUCAGAUAAUACGAUCACCUAUGGACCUUACGAUAACGUAGCAGCAUUUUCUGUGGAUCCGAUGACCAUUCACUUUGAAAACUAUACUCCUUUCAUGACGGUCACUAAAUUGGAACGAGUAAUUGAAGUUUCUCAUUGGGGUAACAUUGCGGUAGAGGAAACGAUUGAUAUUAUUCAUUCGGGAGCUGCGCUCAAGGGACCGUUCUCCCGAUACGAUUAUCAAAAGGAUUCGCGUUCUAACCAGGCUUGUGUCAAAUCCUACAAAACCCUCUUACCAGCAUCGGCAACAGGAGUGUACUAUCGGGACAGUAACGGGAAUAUUUCAACCUCGGCUAUGCGGGUUCUAAAAGAUUCGGUGGAAUUGGAUUUGCGUCCUCGAUUCCCAUUGUUUGGCGGUUGGAAGACCCACUAUACUCUCGGUUACAACGUGCCCAGCUUCGAAUAUUUAUUCCAGAAUGGAGACAAUUAUUUGCUGAAAAUGCGCGUCGUUGACCACAUAUUUGAUGAUAUGGUUGUGGAUGAAGUCACAACGAAAGUCAUCCUACCAGAAGGAUCUGCCAAUAUUAAACUGAUUGCUCCAUACUCAGUGACUCGUAACCCGGAUAGUUUGCACUACACCUAUCUGGAUACUUUUGGCCGUCCGGUGAUCUCUUUCAAUAAGAAAAAUGUCGUUGAGAAUCAUAUUGCUGAUUUUAACCUGAAAUAUAAUUUUAGCCGGGUGAUGAUGUUACAGGAACCUUUGCUGGUAGUAGGUUUUCUGUAUAUUAUGUUCGUCUUGGUAAUCAUCUGGAUGCGUUUGGACUUUUCUAUCCUAAAGGAAAAAGAGCAUCUACAUAAGGAGUAAAUCGUUUGUAAGAAUGAUGCAUACAUUGCUGCCUUUCCUUUGCGAUUUAGUAUAGCAGUUAAAUCACUCUGUCUUAAUCCUAAUUAGCAAUUUACACAGUGCUUAAACAAGGCACCGCGACAGCUAGUCAGCUAGUUCGCAAGAUAGCAGAUUGUUUCAUUUUCGAAACAAGCACAAUAAGAGUGUUGUCUGAUUUGAGCUUAAUUAUUAGCAAUGUCAUCCUGCAGCGGAAAAUGUCAUGUGUCGGAAAAUAAAUAGUUUUA
This is a messenger RNA of Sabethes cyaneus, 1798 nucleotides long. Its product is annotated as dolichyl-diphosphooligosaccharide--protein glycosyltransferase subunit 1. Bases 165 to 1535 code for a protein of 456 amino acids. Gene Ontology annotation, cellular component: oligosaccharyltransferase complex; membrane. The transcript is spliced from 2 exons. Lineage: Eukaryota; Metazoa; Arthropoda; Insecta; Diptera; Culicidae. The record is from RefSeq and is a predicted model, not a curated record.